AUGUUCGUUGUUCAUUACCAAGAAUAUAUCAGAGGUGAAAAAAAUAUUGGUAGUGACCAAGGAAAAAUUGCGGAAGGAGCCCAAACUUUAACUGAGAUUGAGAAAAUUGAAAAAGCUAUUUUGGCCGAAGUCGAAGUUAAACUACACAAGAAAGGCAAAAGUCGGCAAGAAAAUCAAGAAUUAAAGCAAGCCAAAGAAGAACUAACCAAAGCCGAAAAAGAACACGAAGCAAGAAAGAAAACUUACGAAGAGGAAGAAAAAAAAUAUAAAGAGCGAAUUAUCUCACCAGCCAAAGACAUGGCUACAUUUUCUCCCGAAGAACAAAAAAUAAAUGAUGAUUACGGAAAAGCCAAAGCUUCUGAAGAAUCAGCCGAAAAUCAUCGCCAAGAAAAACUAAAAAAUGUUCGCGAAAAGGUCAUCGAAAAUAUUCAAGCCGAAUUAAAAGAAGCCGAACUAGCAAUCACUGACUUAAAUAUUGAAUUUACUAACGAAGAGACUUGA
Messenger RNA from Entrophospora sp. SA101, 501 nucleotides. The record is from the annotation of a GenBank genome assembly. NCBI's taxonomy places the organism in Eukaryota, Fungi, Glomeromycota, Glomeromycetes, Entrophosporales, Entrophosporaceae.